Molecule: messenger RNA, 644 nt
Organism: Penaeus vannamei (Pacific white shrimp)
Lineage: Eukaryota; Metazoa; Arthropoda; Malacostraca; Decapoda; Penaeidae
Source: RefSeq, a predicted model, not a curated record
AGAAGCCGUGUGCCCCUCGCUUCGCCCCAGCGCCCGCGCUCGUGGCUUUCACGCCUAGUGGUGGGGAAAUAUUAAAUGAGAGGAGUUGAAAAGAACUAAGCACCAUGUAGUCCAUUGCAAUAUUCCAUUCGCAUUGUUGUGGUGUAUGAAUCUGUCUUGAUAAGGUCAGAUUGUCAGAACAUAUUGCUCUUCCUCUCCAUGCCUCGCCAGCACAUUGAACUCAGUCAUGUUGACUAUGGGAAGGUAGACACGUUCCCAGUGAAUGUGUGCGACCGCCGCCAGCACCCGUAGCAGCGCCAUCACGAACGGGAACAGUUGUGCUCCGACUGUGCGAGAGUACCGAAGGAGCGAGAGGCCGCGUCAGCCACAGUUCACACCUGACUCGCACACGUGGCGAGGGCGCGUGUGUACGUGCUCUCCGCGCUGUUGGUGGCUGGAGGGCUGGCGAGGAGCCGGGGUGAAGGAGGGUCAUACAGGAAAUCGAGAGUGUUGUGUGUUGCUUGGUGCUGUGGUCGGCAGUGUGAGUCAUGAGUCCGCGGCGUCCGGUGCCUCUCGUAACCGGUCGACAACGCGUUGUGCCCAAGUCGAAUGAUGCAGUGGACUGAAAACAGACGUGUUUAGACUAACAAAAAAAAAACAGAAAA